UUUAUAAGGAAAUAGAGAAAGAAAUGGACACUAUCGGUCGAAGAAAAAUGUUUCUGAGCUGAGUGAGCUGUGACUUACAUCUAAAAUGAGUCUCUCUGGGGAGAGAGAGGAGGGGACCACUGCCUCUAAAAUGAGUCUCUCUGGGGAGAGAGAGGAGGGGACCACUGCCUCUAAAAUGAGUCUCUCUGGGGAGAGAGAGGAGGGGACCACUGCCUCUAAAAAGACUCAAGACACCAGUUCUAAGAGUGUCCAGAAGCCCAGAGCAGAGUCACCUGCCCCCAGCCUGCUAUCAAUGAAGAGUGAUCAGCCACCUGCUUUCAGCCAGGAACCAUUACCAGAUGACAAUAAGGAAGUGGAGAGUUUGGACAGUGAGGAUGCAUUAAAGAUCACACACAACCUUCUGGACAGAAGAAGUCAAACUCUUCUGACAGUCCAACAAGACAUUAAGGCUAAACUGAAACACAAGUAUCAACACAUAUCUGAAGGAAUUGGACACCAUGGAAACCAAAGUCUGUUAAAGGACAUCUACACAGAGCUCUACAUCACAGAGGGUGGAAGUGGAGGGGUCAAUAAUGAACAUGAGGUGAGACAGAUAGAGAUGACAUCCAAGAAACAAACCACACAAGAGACACCAAUCAAAUGCAACGACAUCUUCAAGCCUUUAGCUGGACAAGACAAACCUAUCAGAACUGUGCUGACAAAAGGAAUCGCUGGCAUUGGAAAAACAGUCUCUGUGCAGAAGGUCAUCCUUGACUGGGCAGAGGGAAAAGCAAAUCAGGACGUUCAUUUCAUGUUUCCUCUUCCUUUCCGUGAUCUGAACCUGAAAAAGGACCAAUACAGUCUGAUGCAACUUCUUUCCCACUACUUCUCAGAGCUGAAAGAGAUUGACAGCAUUGAAGAUGGUGAAACCAAAACUGUUUUCAUUUUUGAUGGUCUGGAUGAGUGUCGACUUCCUCUAGACUUCAAAAACAAUGAGAGGUGCUGUGAUGUCACGAAGCCAACCUCAGUGGACGUGCUGCUGACAAACCUCAUCAAGGGGAAUCUGCUUCCCUCUGCUCUCCUCUGGAUAACCUCACGGCCUGCAGCAGCCAAUCAGAUCCCUCCUGAGUGUGUUGACCAGGUGACAGAGGUACGAGGGUUCAAUGAUCCACAGAAGGAGGAGUACUUCAGGAAGAAAAUCACAGAUCAGAAUCUGGCCAAUGAAAUCAUCAAACACAUGAAGACAUCAAGGAGCCUCCACAUCAUGUGCCACAUGCCAGUCUUCUGUUGGAUAUCAGCCACUGUCCUUGAGAUGAUGCUGAAAGAGGCAGAGAAGGAUGAAGUCCCCAAAACUCUGACCCAGAUGUUCACACACUUCACGCUCAUCCAAAUCAUUGUGAAGAACAAGAAGUACAACAAAGCCACAGAGACAAACCCAAAGGAACUGUCUCAGUCAGACAAAGAGAUGAUCCUGAAACUGGCAAAGCUGGCUUUCCAACAGCUGCAGAAGGGCAACCUGAUCUUCUAUGAGGAGGACCUGAGAGAGUGUGGCCUUGAUGUCACAGAGGCAUCAGAGUACUCAGCAUUGUGUACAGAGAUCUUUAAAGAAGAAUCUGGGCUGUACCAAGAGAAGGUCUACAGCUUUGUGCAUCUGAGCAUUCAGGAGUUUCUAGCAGCAGUGCAUGCUUUAGAAUCAUGUCUGGACAAGAAGGAAAAUGUUUUCCCCCACAAAGCAUCAGACCCGUUGUAUGACUUACACAGGAGAGCAGUGGACCAGGCCUUGAAGAGUGAGAAUGGACACCUGGACCUGUUCCUCCGCUUCCUUCUGGGCCUCUCACUGGAGUCCAAUCAGAAUCUGUUACGAGGCCUUCUGACACAGACAGGAAGUACAACACAGAGCAAUGAGGAAACAGUUGAGAGAACAGUCAGGUACCUUUCAGACAAGAUCGAAUGGGAAUCCUCACCAGAAAGGAUCAUCAACUUGUUCCACUGUCUGAAUGAACUUGGUGCCAACUCUCUAGUUGAAGAAAUGCAAACCUCCCUGCGAUCAGGAACUCUUUCAGAAACAGACCUAAAACCUGACCAAUGUUCAGCCCUGGCCUACCUGUUACUGAUGUCAGAGGAGGUGCUGGAGGAGUUUGACCUGAAGACAUACACCACAUCAGAGGAAGGUUAUCAGAGGUUAAUGCCGGUAGUGAAUACCUGCAGGAGAGCACUACUGUCUGGCUGUAAACUCACAUAUGAAUCCUGUGAGACUCUGGCUUCAGCUCUGCAGACACCAAACUCCCCCCUGAGAGAACUGGACCUCAGCUACAAUGACCUGGGGGACAGAGGAGUGGAGCUGCUCUGUGUUGGACUAACCAGUCCACUCUGCAACAUACAGACACUAGUGCUGUCUGGCUGUCUGGUCACAGAGGAGGGCUGUGCUGCUCUGUCUUCAGCUCUGAGGUCAAACCCCUCCCACCUGAAAGAGCUGGACCUGAGCUACAAUCACCCAGGAGACUCUGCAGGGGGACUGCUUUCAGCUGCUCUGGUGGAUCCCACAGAUAAACUGAUGAAGCUGAAGGUGGAUCAUGGUGGAGAGUUCAGGCUGAAACCAGGGCUGAGGAAAUAUGCCUGUCAUCUCACCCUGGACCCAAAUACAGCAAACCCAUACCUGAUACUGUCUGAGGGGAACAGGAAGGUGACACGGGUGGAGGAGAAGCAGCAUUAUGAAGACCAUCCAGACAGAUUUGACCAUGAUUCCCAAGUUCUCUGCAGAGAAGGCUUAUCUGGAUCUCGUUAUUACUGGGAGGUGGAGAGGGAUGGUGGCAUUUCUCACAUUGGUGUGGUGUACAAAGGAAUGCAGAGGAAGGGAGUGAUGGACAGUUGGAUUGGAGGCAACAGGAAGUCCUGGAGUUUAGUCUGCUCUGACAGUGGAUAUGACUUUUACCAUGCUGGAGUCGGCAGAUCCAUCCCUGGUCCUGUUUCUAACAGAGUUGGAGUGUAUCUGGACUGGCCAGCUGGUACUUUGUCCUUCUAUAGUGUGUCCUCCUCUGGUACACUGACACACCUUUACACAGAACACACCACAUUCACUGAACCCCUCUAUCCUGGGUUUGGGUUUGAGGAUUAUUCCUCCUCCUCAGUGACCCUGUGUCAGAUAGAUGACCAACACAUUCAAAGCAGAGACCAUGGUGGAGAGUGUUGUAUCAAGCCUGGACCUGAGAACACCAGAGACCAGAUAUGGAUUCCUCAGAGCUGUAAGACUUGUGACCAUGUUGAGGACUCCACACACUGGCUUCAGAUUGAACCCUUGACUUCCACUGUCCAGGGAGUGACAAUGUUCAGGCACAGGACACCCAAAGGGCGUUAUGAGUGCACAGUGUCUGGGCUCCGCUGGGUGUGUGACAGAGAUGUCAUUCUGAAGUAUCACUUCAGGAACUGGGAACCCUACAGUCACCUUCUGAAAGACAUGCAGUACGGACAAGGUGGUCCAUUGCUGGACAUCACUAUGGAGUUAGGUGAACUGGAGGAAGUUCAUCUGCCACACUUUGUCUGUUUAGGGACCAACCCUUCCCUGAGGAAUGAGAUGAAGAUUCUUCAUGUAGAGGAACAUGGAGUGUCUGUUGAGGAAGUGCAUGAGGUCACCAGAUUCCAUGCCAAAAUUCUCCAUCCCAAGUUCUCAGCUAUCGCUGUUAUACUGAGCUAUAUCUUUUUUUGGAACGUAGAUGUCCACUGUGACGUGGUCCUCUAUAUGGCAGUAAAAAAGGCAACAGUAAUUUCACGGCUGUACAUGCUCCUCAGAAACUCCAGUCAGAAAGAGGCUGUUCGGGACCGGGAGAAGAAUCAGGUGUCCCAAGGAUAUUCAGAAUUUCUGCUGUCAAGUCCAAACGGGUCCUUAAAGCUGAACAGUUGGUUUGCAGUCAAGAAUCCCCAUUCCUCCUCCAUCUAUCCAGAGAAGAUUCAGCUGUUACCUGCAGACACCACACCAAGCUGUUGUAAGAUGGUUAUGAGAAACACAGGGGUUGACAUUGAGAUGGAGUUAAUCGGGGAUGAUGAGAGGACAGUAUGGAAAUCAGUGGUAUCAAAAGAUGAAUACAGCAAAGACUCUCAUCCAAUAGCAUUAACAGUCCCUGACAUUCCUGCUGAGGAGUUUCUGAAGAAACACUGGGCUAAACUAAUUCAGCGAACCAAAAACUCAAUGCCAAUAGCAGAUGAUCUGUGGUCAAAGAACAUGAUUGGUGAAGAAGAGCACUCCAGAAUAACAGCUGAAACAACUGAACAGGACCGAAUGAGAAAACUACUGAAAGCAGUCAUCCCCAAAGGACCAGAAGUGACGGGAGCUUGUCUCAAAGCUCUCGUUGAACAUGAAAACCAUCUUGUUAAGGACUUGAGUGAAUCUGGAACCUAAUCUGAAGACGCUGAGGCCUG
Messenger RNA from Coregonus clupeaformis (lake whitefish), 4392 nucleotides. RefSeq names its product NACHT, LRR and PYD domains-containing protein 5-like. Bases 86 to 4372 code for a protein of 1428 amino acids. The record is from RefSeq and is a predicted model, not a curated record. Lineage: Eukaryota; Metazoa; Chordata; Actinopteri; Salmoniformes; Salmonidae. Gene Ontology annotation, biological process: regulation of apoptotic process. Gene Ontology annotation, molecular function: protein binding. The transcript has 19 exons.